GAAUGCUCUACUUAUAAAACGAUGAGGUACCCAUUCUCCAUACAGAGGUCAUGCAUUUCUGCUGCCUCUAGCUUUGACCAAUUGGCACACCUCACAGGCUUGCACUAAUCUCAAUCACCAAAUAUUGAGCAAUUGAAAAAAUAAAUAAAUAAAAGUUGUGUCUGCCCUGUUUGUGUAUAAAGUAGUGGAAAUUAUUGCUGGUCGUUGUGAGCAAGUGCCUGGGUGGCCUUGUGUGAGUUUGAGGGUUGUCUCUAACUUCUCUUCUGUGUUUUUCUAGACUUUUGAAAGUGUGUGUGUGUUGGGAAUUAAGGAUGAGCUAUUUGGGUGUUGGUAUAAGUCCUGGGAAUGUUCCAGUGUCUCAUAGCAUGAAUGUGAAGGUAGUUGAUAGGAGAGUGAGGGUAGCAGAGCUGGUGUUGAGGUGUGUGAUCUGUGGCCUUGGAGUUCUUGCAGCUGUUCUUGUGGGGACUGAUUCCCAGGUCAGAGAAAUCUUCUCAAUCCGAAAGAAAGCUAAAUAUACAGAUAUGAAAGCUCUUGUCUUUUUGGUGAUAGCAAAUGGGAUAGCUGCUGCGUACUCGUUGAUGCAAGUGUUGCGUUGUGUUGUGAGCAUGAUUAGAGGGCAUGUGCUUUUCAGCAAGCCCUUAGCUUGGGCAAUCUUUUCUGGUGAUCAGGUAAUGGCAUAUUUGACCGUGGCCGCGGUGGCUGCUAAUGCACAAUCAGCAGUGAUUUCGAAGUUGGGGCAGCCAGAACUGCAAUGGAUGAAGAUAUGCAAUAUGUAUGGGAAGUAUUGUAACCAAAUUGGUGAGGGAAUAGCGAGUGCACUCUUAGUUAGCCUUAGCAUGGUUGCCAUUUCUUGUAUGUCUGCUUUUAGCCUCUUCCGCUUGUAUGGUGGGAACAAGGGCAAGGGCAGCCCAAGGUGGUGGUAGGCUAACUCUCGGUUGUAACUAAUAGACUUAUCUUAGUUAUAUGUAUCUAUAGUCCAAUACCCUCUUAGCUGUUGCCCACAUGGUUAUGUAAUUUGGAUGCCUUCUAUGUAUGAUGAUGAUGAAAAGUGGGCUUGUGACACUCUGCAUAUAUAACAAUAAAUUGAGGCUUGGUUUCUACAUA
Messenger RNA from Quercus robur (English oak), 1104 nucleotides. Its product is annotated as CASP-like protein 2B1. The record is from RefSeq and is a predicted model, not a curated record. Bases 312 to 923 code for a protein of 203 amino acids. NCBI's taxonomy places the organism in Eukaryota, Viridiplantae, Streptophyta, Magnoliopsida, Fagales, Fagaceae. The transcript is spliced from 3 exons.